Molecule: messenger RNA, 5091 nt
Organism: Poecilia latipinna (sailfin molly)
Lineage: Eukaryota; Metazoa; Chordata; Actinopteri; Cyprinodontiformes; Poeciliidae
Product: bromodomain-containing protein 1-like
Exons: 12
Coding region: 434-3898 (1154 amino acids)
Biological process (GO): regulation of transcription by RNA polymerase II
Molecular function (GO): protein binding
Source: RefSeq, a predicted model, not a curated record
GACUUCCUGUCGUACGCAUUUACGUGAUGACGUAGGUGCGUGGCGAUUACAGCUGCAUUGUUGUGGGGGAAGAGAAUCCCUAGCUGCCGCUGACCUGUGUCACUUCCUACUGAUAUUUCGUUGUCCAAACGGUCAGUAGUUGUUCCCAUAUAUACGUAGAACCACAGGAACAAUCUCUGUCGCCCUGGAUACCAGUCGGUCACUUUUACUCGGUUCAGCUAGAGCCGCGACCGCCGUUGGAUGGAACGGCCUGACUGUGGGUUUCACUGCCGCUGCUAUCUACAGGCCGCGUCGCCAUUGCUACCGUUUCUAUAAACUCAGCUCGUGAAAACACAGAGGUACCCUGUAGUGGGGGUGUAUACUAGACAAUCCUUGAAGAAAACCUGUUAGAGGCAGCAAAAGACUCGAUACUGGGAAUCCUGAUAUCUUCAUCAUGAAGAAAAAAUGUAAAAAUCGCCGCCCCACCAUGAUAAAGAGGGAGUCUUCUCCUAUCAAGCCCUCCCCCAACAGAGAGACUCUCACAUACGCACAAGCUCAGCGAAUGGUUGAACUGGAAGUGGAUGGCCGAGUGCACCGGCUCAGCAUCUACGACAAGCUGGAUGUCAUUGCCGACGACGACCCUACGGCUCAGGAGAUCCUGGAGUGCAAUAGCAACAAAGAAAACAACGAGAAGCCCCAGCAGGUUCUGGUUCGCUCUGUACGCCUCAAAAUGAACCAGCAGAAGAAGAGUGGUGCUCUGACUGCUUCACAUGGCAGCAGCUUGGGCGGCCUCCUGGAACCAAAGGUCAGGAUGGUGGAGUAUAAUCUCCCAGUGGUGCCAAAAAGGCCGGCCAUGUAUUACAAAUACUCUGAGAGGACGACCGAGGAGUUGGAUGAGGAGGUGGAGUACGACAUGGACGAGGAGGACUACGCCUGGCUCGAGAUCAUUAACGAGAAGAGGAAGAGUGAGGGCAUUGGCCAGGUGUCACACAAUCUCUUUGAGUUCCUCAUGGACCGCUUUGAGAAAGAGUCGUACUUGGCUACACAGGGCCAGAGUGACCUGCAGACGCUGGUGGAUGAAGAUGCUGUUUGCUGCAUCUGCAUGGAUGGAGACGGAGCUGAUAGCAACGUCAUUCUCUUUUGUGACUCGUGCAACAUCGCCGUGCAUCAGGAGUGUUACGGUGUGCCGUACAUCCCAGAGGGUCAGUGGCUGUGCCGUCAUUGCCUACAGUGUCCGUCACGGCCGGCCGAGUGCCUCUUUUGCCCAAAUCGUGGAGGAGCUCUGAAAAAGACAGAUGAUGAUCGCUGGGGCCACGUGGUUUGUGCCAUGUGGGUCCCCGAGGUUGGCUUCUCUGAUACAGUUUUCAUCGAGCCCAUUGAUGGCGUCCGCAACAUCCCCCCCGCCCGCUGGAAACUCACAUGCUACCUGUGCAAAGCCAAGGGCGCUGGGGCCUGCAUCCAAUGUGACAAGAUCAAUUGUUACACCGCCUUCCAUGUCAGCUGCGCCCAGAAGGCGGGCCUCUACAUGAGGAUGGAGCCCGUCAAAGAGCUGACCGAGUCUGGCACCACCACCUUUUCUGUGAAGAAGACUGCCUACUGCUCUAGCCACACACCCGAAGGUUGCGACCGACGGCCUCUCAAUGUCUACGAUGAGCUUCGUCUCAAGAAUGGAGCCUGUUACAAGCGGGCAGAAAAGAGGGGGAAACCGCGCUCCAAAAGCUGGCAGAAGAAAAAGAUGAAAAAAGCAGAGUCAGAACCUGAACUAGAACCUGAAACCCAAACUAACCCUGGGCCCAGCAUCACUGCAUCAAGUUUUGAUGCCAUCUUGAACCAGGUAGCAGUUCAGAGGAAGCGGCAGUUUGUUGAGCGGCUGCUGAGCUACUGGGUGCUGAAGAGGCAGUCGAGGAACAAUGUGCCUCUGAUCCGCCGCCUGCAGGCCAACCCUCAGCCCUCUAAAGCUCAGCAGCAGAAGGAGCGUAUGGAGACAAACCAGGCUCUGAAGGAGCAGCUGAAAGUGUGGCACCGUCUGCGCCAUGACCUGGAGCGAACCCGGCUGCUGCUGGAGCUCAUCAGGAAGCGGGAGAAGGUGAAAAGGGAUGAGAUAAAGCUGCAUCAGUCGGUGCUGGAGCUGCAGCUGACUCCCUUCAACAUCCUGCUGAGAGCCGUGCUCAGUCAGCUGCAGGACAAGGACCAGUACAGCAUUUUUGCACAGCCUGUCUGCAUUAAGGAGGUCCCAGACUAUCUGGAGCACAUCAGGAAGCCCAUGGACUUCUCCACAAUGAGGAAACGAAUCGAUUCUCACAGUUACUGCAGCCUGGAUGAGUUUGAGGACGACUUUAACCUCAUAAUUAGUAACUGCAUGACAUACAAUGCCAAGGAAACGUUCUUCUACAAGGCGGCUCAGAGGAUGCUGGACCAUGGAGGGGUCAUCCUACGGAGAGCUCGCAGAGAGGUGGAUAGGAUCGGCUUUGACUUCCCCAGCUGCCUGCAUUUGCCAGAAGCCCCACAGCUGGAGUCCCCAGCUCCUUUCUCCUGGGAGGAUGUGGACCGGCUGCUGGCACCCUCCUACCGUCAGCACAUGCCGCUGGAGGACCAGCUGAAGGAGCUUCUGGAGAAGCUGGACCUGAGUACGGCCAUGAAGCACAGCCCGUCCCGCACCAAGAGGCUCAAACUCCUCAAGAAGACCAUAAUGGAGGUCCGCAGCCAGAUUGGCUUAAAGAAAGCCCUUUCACAUCCACCACCCCCUGCCCUGGAUCUCCCACAAUGCCCCAGCCAGUGUGAGGAAAAGCUGGGUCCCAUAAGCGGAUUAGUUCCCGUCCUUCCACCAGCCUCGGAGCGGCUCAGCUCCUCAUUUAAACCUGAUGUCUCACCAUGCGGCUCAGUGCCCCCCACUCUGAAGCCUGUUGUCCCCCUGUCAGAGCAGGCUCCCUUGCAGCUUGAUGACAACACCAGCUCCUCUACCUCAAAACCCCCUCAACCCACCAACAGGCCCCUCCCAGACCAGCCACUGCCCAACAGGAACUUUCCCUCUGAAUUAUCAGGUAGCUGCCCCCAGCGCACCAUCUUCCGUAAGUCCAAGAGUGCCAGCCCUCAGAAAGCACCCAUGACCCCAGAGCUGCCUGCUGCAUCGCCACCCCUCCUGGGUGCCAAAACCUUCCUGUCGGUGGUGAUCCCUCGCCUGGAGACCCUGCUGGUCCCCAAGAAAAGGACCCGCAGCAGCAGCACUGAAGACGAGGAGGAAGAAGAGAAGGAGGAGGACGAGACACCCAUCAAACGUCUUGGCACAGGGUUAACCAACGGCUUCUUGGUGGAGGAGAAGCUGGAUUCUGUGUCUCCACGCAUUCUGGAGCCUCGGCGGCGAUGUGCCUCAGAGUCCAGCAUAUCGUCUAGCAACAGCAUCAUCUGUGACUCCAGCACUUUCAUGGUGCCUAAAGGUGUGAAGGGUCGACCUACGGCGGCGAGGCGGAGCACCGUGGACGACCAAAGCUCUCUGAUGAGCUGUGCCGACAACGGACAAUUCACAAAGACUGCCAAGAUUUCUUCAGUCUGUCCCGGGUCUUCACAGAUCGUGAAUCCCAGAGUUCGGAGGACGUCAUGUCAGCACAGCAGGGUGGAGCUUCCCAUUCCACCAUUGGACGUUCUCAGAGCCGGAGAGCAGAUGCAGUUCAGGUCCGCAGAGAAACUCUUCCUCGUCCGCUUCUUCGACAGCAAGCGCAACUGGCAAUGGCUUCCUAGAUCCAAGAUGGCUCCAUUUGGGAUCAGCCAGAGCCUGGACAGAGUGAAGCUGAUGGAAGCUCGUGCUUCCUCCAUCAGGAGAACUGUGCGGCUCGCCUUCGAUCGGGCCAUGAAGCAGCUGAACGCUGUCAGAGGGGAUCUGGAGGUGAAUGGUGACAACAGCGGCCUCGCUGCCACACGCUAAUCCCAGUCCAUCUCAAAAGCUCCACCAACCAUCACUUUUCACCUUCAUGAUCCACGCAGAGAGGACGUUCUGCCUCAUACGCACAACACAAACACUCAUGUUUACCCGUCCUCCUGCCUGGAGUCCCACAAUGACUCACUGUAGUCAAAGCUAUGCAAAGGAAGAGCUCAGCGUUCAGUUGGGAGGGCUGAACCUGAUGAAUGUGUCGGUGCUCGACCUCUGACCUCUUAAAAUGUGCUGCUGUGAGAUCCUCCAUUUGUCAGUGUGUGUAUGAGACAGCAGCAGCUCAUGUAAAUAUCACACACACAGCCUGACACUAAUUUAUUCACUCUUCAGUUUUAUUUGGUACACACUCUGAUUUUUGGACCUUCAAAGGUAGCUGUGACAAGUGGCAGUUGGUGCUGCUGGUGCUGCUGGUGUUACUUGUGCCACCGGUCCUGCUGGUCCUGCUGGUCCUGCUGGUGCUAUCUCCACAAAGAGAACAAACAUGCAUACUGUAUUGUUUUUACUUUUGUUUUAUAACUUAUUGAGAUCUCCUGCAUCAAGUUCUUGUUUCUGGCAUUAAUUCUGUGUGUGUGAAUUUUUUUUUGUAUCCAAAUGUUUUUACUGGACUACUUUACUAUUAUUUUUGUUUGUAGAUAUUUAUAUAAGAUCUAUAUAGAAGCUCCUAAAGUUUUAAAGUGCAUCGUUGACAUGGAAACCAAAAGGAAAGGAGAACCAACUGCUGCCCGUGCUCAUGCUUCACUUUGACGUCUUUUUUUGAGCUUUAACUCAUGUCUCUGAACGUCACAUCAGUGUGUUCUCCAGCUUAGCCCUGAAGCAGAGCAGAGAAUGUGCCUGGACUAAUUUAUUACAGAGCAGAAACCAGAUAUGCAUCACUUUAUAUAGAAGGUGUGGUGAGGAAAUACUACGGGUGCUCAUAUCCUCCCCUUUUUUUUUUUUAGUUCUUGUUUGGACUGAUGGCAUUAAAUGUGUGAGGUGUGAUAUAUGCUGAUGGGUAGCAGAGUGUAGGCUUCCUGUUGGUCCUCCAGCCCUUCUGGCAGUUUGCUGUAAAUAUAUUUGGUACUUUAGUUGAUUCUCUGGGAAGAAAAGAAAAAACACACAGUUCUAGUCAACGGGAACAGAAACCAGCCCAAAGUAGGCUGCUGGAAUUUUAUACUAAAACACUGAAGAAUAAAAUAUCAUAUUGAAAU